This is a messenger RNA of Paracoccidioides lutzii Pb01, 1557 nucleotides long. Its product is annotated as NIF domain-containing protein. Gene Ontology annotation, molecular function: protein serine/threonine phosphatase activity. The transcript has 2 exons. The record is from RefSeq and is a predicted model, not a curated record. Bases 1 to 1557 code for a protein of 518 amino acids.
AUGAAUUCUCUCAAUAUUCUUUCGUCCCACGUCAUCGGACAGCCAGCUCCAUCCAAUCCCCGUCCCCGCUCCCGUUCGCAGGGCCCUGUACUCUCCGGAAGCCAUCGAAGUGUCCUUCCUUCAGCCAGGUCAUAUAGUGUGGGAAAGCUGCACGACCCAGAGUUAUAUAGCAACCAGACCAAAGGAGAAUUCAUCGACGAUGCCCAGGGUAACGAGAAAUUCCCAGACCCGCCGGGUGCGGCAGACGAGAAAACUCCACUGUUACAGGAAUUACAGAGGGGCGAUAUCCUUCCAUCAAGCAAUAAAUUACAAUUAAUUGCUCAACGGCUCUUUGAUGCCAUCGCCGAAACCUUGAAGAUUAUACUGUCAGCUCUCGCAACCCCAGGCAUUUACGUUGCUCGCGCUUUCAAAGAGGAUGGCGGAAGUUAUUCGCUUUUAGCGCCGGCGAGGCGACUAGGACGGCAUACUACAAGUCAAAACAAAGACACAACAGCGUCUCAAGCUAUGGGUGUUGCAGCGUCAGGACGGCUGAGCUAUCCCAAUACAGAGAAACCUUUGAAUGGGCGCGGGAGCAGUGUGAGACGGCUAAGGAGCUCCACAACCCGGGAGUCAAUAUCCUCAAAUACUUCCGAGUCAGAACCUGACCGGCGAGCAACGAGAAACCCCAAUGAUGGGGACCGUGCUUCCAAGUCGAAGUCAAUCCGCGGUUCAUCCGUUGAUGAAGGGAUCCCCAGGCGAUCCAUACGCAUAAAGUUGAACAACGAAGGGAAUCUGAAGCGGAAACAACAGAAAGAACGAAAUACAGGACCAGCGCAAGACACUGAGAGUCUUGCUGCUGAAAGUUUGAAAUCGCCCAUGUCCGCGUCUUCCCAUAAGUUCACGAAAUACCCACACGCCCCUUCUCCUCCACGGCCGCUCAUCCCUCCCCGUCAACCCUCAUAUACCUCCCCUUCGAAUCCUAGAUAUGGGCCGCAAGCUCAAAAAACCCUCGUCCUAGACCUUGACGAAACUCUUAUUCAUUCAUUGGCAAAAGGCGGCCGCAUGUCCAGCGGCCAUAUGGUGGAAGUCAAGUUGUCAACGCCUGUGACAACUUCAACCCCCGGAGGACCUACGACGAUAGGGCCUCAACACCCCAUCCUUUACUACGUCCAUAAGCGCCCUCACUGUGACGAUUUUCUCCGCAAAGUAUGCAAAUGGUAUAAACUUGUUGUAUUUACCGCCAGCGUCCAAGAAUAUGCCGAUCCCGUCAUCGACUGGCUCGAGCAAGAACGCAAGUUCUUUCACCGUAGGUAUUACCGACAGCAUUGUACGUUUCGGAACGGCGCCUACAUUAAAGACCUCAGCUCCGUUGAGCCUGAUUUGAGCAAGGUGAUGAUCUUGGAUAAUAGUCCUAUGAGCUAUAUUUUUCACGAAGAUAAUGCUAUUCCAAUUGAAGGUUGGAUCAACGACCCUACAGACAACGACCUCUUGCAUCUCAUCCCAAUUUUGGAAGCGAUGCAAUAUGUAACCGAUGUUCGGGCCCUCCUUGCUCUACGACGCGGAGAGGCAGAGACAUAG